CAAAACCAGGUCCUCUCAAGAUGGAAAAUAUAAACAACACAGUGCCUCACACGGAUGUCUUAUUAGAAAUACGAUGCGGCGGUAUGGUUGGAAACCCACCCGGUAACAUCACGUGGUAUCGUCAGCGACGUCAAGACAGCGGUUGGAUUCGCCUCUGUGGCGAAAACAUCAACCAAACGGAACCACGACUUAACAGAACAUCAUGUCAGUAUCAUCGAAGCAGUACCCUUCAUUAUAUAUUAACGAAAGUUGAUAUCGAUUUAGUCAUCAAAUGUUCCGUCAAUAAUGGCGUCGAUGGUAAUACCGUGGAGGUUACGGGAGAGUUUGGUGUCGACGAACUGGGUGUCGAGGAAAUUGCUGGUAUAACCGCUGGCUGUUUACUUGCAGCAUUGAUAUUAUUAGGGUUUUGUUGUUGGUGUCAAAGGCGGAAACAGUAUUCAGAGGAUGACAGUGACGAUGAAGACGAGAAACAAAGAAUGGAACCCGACUCAGAAAUUUCAAUGUCCAAAAUGCCAAAACCUAAUGCUCGAACCAAACGCAAAUUCACCAACGCCGAUGACAAGUAUUCUAUGUAUAUGAAUACUCGUGCUGCGAGUAACCAGUCCCGGUUCGGCACUUCCCAGUACCCAGGAGUCGCAUCAAUCCAAUUAGGGUAUGCUCAUUUAUGAAACUAUAAUGACCAC
Messenger RNA from Octopus sinensis (East Asian common octopus), 683 nucleotides. RefSeq lists its product as uncharacterized. NCBI's taxonomy places the organism in Eukaryota, Metazoa, Mollusca, Cephalopoda, Octopoda, Octopodidae. The coding region runs from base 21 to 668 and encodes 215 amino acids. The transcript is spliced from 5 exons. The record is from RefSeq and is a predicted model, not a curated record.